Messenger RNA from Pantherophis guttatus, 520 nucleotides. The record is from RefSeq and is a predicted model, not a curated record. Lineage: Eukaryota; Metazoa; Chordata; Lepidosauria; Squamata; Colubridae.
GUUCUCCAGAACUGAAACCCACCUCUGGAUCAUUUGUAAACUAUGAUUAAGGAAGCUACGGAUUGUAGUGCUGGAAGCAGGGAGAGACCAUUGCUGCAUUUCGGAUGAGUAGCGGAAUUAAAAAAAAAUGUCAGCAGGUUGACUGUACAGGAGAAAGCUUCAAUAUGUCUUCUAGUCUGUUGCCCAAGCCACAAAUGAAAGAUCUCCUGGGAAGAAUUGCAAGAAGGAAUUUUCUGAUAGGAGUUACUUUAGUAACAGGAAGCUUUUUUCUCUUGGAGCAUUUUUUCAUUCAAGGAAGGCAAAAUAAAUACAGAGAUUUCUAUAAAACAUUUGAUUUCGCAAAAGACUUUGAGGAAAAGAAAAAAGCGGGAAUAUUUCACAGUGUGAAGCCCUAAUGAAAUCUACUAAUCAUAAAGUUUCCCUUUGGAGACAAAAUAGUUGAAUAUUAUUGUGAUCAAUAACGAUCACCUUCAAUGUUCAUCCUCCUGUAUUGUGCUCAUUAAAGGAAAUCUUUAUCUCA